Messenger RNA from Penicillium cosmopolitanum, 1611 nucleotides. RefSeq names its product Zn(II)2Cys6 transcription factor domain-containing protein. The coding region runs from base 1 to 1611 and encodes 536 amino acids. The record is from RefSeq and is a predicted model, not a curated record. The transcript has 3 exons. Gene Ontology annotation, biological process: regulation of DNA-templated transcription. NCBI's taxonomy places the organism in Eukaryota, Fungi, Ascomycota, Eurotiomycetes, Eurotiales, Aspergillaceae. Gene Ontology annotation, molecular function: DNA-binding transcription factor activity, RNA polymerase II-specific; zinc ion binding.
AUGUCUCGACAGCGUGCGAGCAAGCCGAAAGUCCGUUCUGGCUGCCUUACAUGCAAGGCUCGUCACGUUAAAUGUGACGAGGAGAAGCCCGUCUGCGCCCGAUGCCUCCUCGGCGGGCGGACCUGCGCUUAUGGCACGCCUAAAUCAUCCUCUGCCGUCAUUGUACCGCUACCGAGAACCCUGGCCCCAUCACCGGAGGUCGAUUCCACUACUGCGAAAGCUUUGGAACUCUUUUUUCUCCGCACCGCUCCACAACUUGCCGGCAGCUUUCAACAAACGUUCUUUCAGGGCAGUGUUCUGCAUCUCAGUCUUGCCGAGCCUACCAUUCGCCAAGCAAUUGCAGCCCUCGGCAGUCUCCAUGAACAAGCCGCAGCGGAUAAGCUCCAGCCUUUACGCGGAAAUGCAUUAACACCGGGGCUACCGACCAAGUUAUAUAAUAAAGCUAUUCGCUACCUGAUAGAAAAGCUCACGACAGAUCCUGAUAACAUCCAACUAGUUGCUAUCGUGAAUAUUCUUUUCAUAUGCUUUGAAUACUUCCAGGGAAACCUCGAGGCUGCUGCAUCGCAUAUAAGAAGUGGGAUCAACCUUUUGAAUUCCUGGCGCCAAACUAGUCGCAAGCAACUAAACCGGCCCUGGGGCAAACAAUACGAUUCACACGAGGCUAACUUCAUGGAAACGGAAAUCGGGCCACUCCUUUCACUCUUUAACAUCAAUUCUUUCCAAUGGAACGUAGACACGGGUACCACCUUUUUACUAAAUCCAGUCGACGCCGAAGGAAAGGUCAUUUUACCCGAAAGUUUUGAGUCGAUUGAAGAAGCCAGGGCCGCCCUUCUUGACUUGAUUGCUUCCGCAAGCUUGCAAUUCCAGCAAUAUGACUCACUCUCAAAGCAAAAAGGACGCUCUGACGCGCAAUUAUCCACCAUCCAAGAGCUUGUGACAUAUGAUCGCGCGCAAUGGAACUCCAGAUUCGACGACUUAGUUCGCUUCAAAGAGCGGACGUGGACUGAAAGUGAACAUCGAGCAGCCGACGCCGUCAAAAUUAUGUCGUUCGGCUUCGACUGCCAGAUUGGCAGCUAUCAACAAGAGUGUUUCCCCAUGGACUGGGCCACCAACCGCUCAGCAUACGACUCGGCUGUUACGACGCGACUAUCCAAUUUAUCCUCCGACGCUACGCGAUCCACCGACGAUUUGUCCAAAGCCUUCAGUUUGGAUUUCGGAAUGGCCUUCCCCUUGCAUUCUGUUGCUUGGAGGUCGAGUUGGUCACAUAUUGAGCGACACGGGCUCAAUCUGCGAAGUCGCAUUGCCCAACCCGAGUUGCUAAAAACCACGAAACCUUACAACUCGAUCUCUUUUCGAAUGAAAGAGAUUGAACAAUUAUAUCUGGACUCAACUCCACAGGCAGCUCUCGAGCAGGGUCACCCACCCCCGAGGCAGCUUCGCAUUCAUGAUUUCAGUUUGGAUGGUGCUUCUCGGGCGGACCAUGGACAAUCCCCUUCGUUUACUGUGACCUUCUGGAGCAAGCUAGACGGGCCGCAGGGACCUUGGUACUGUUUAACGGAGGAUAUGCAGCUAGGGCCUGCAAUGUUCACAGAAGAUCUUUCAGCGUCAUGA